CAGAGGAGGGUGUUACUGUACUUUGAAGGAACAUAUCCGGUCAGAGUAAUCGGCCCUUUUUCACUCAUCUGGAUCUGUUUGAGUUGCUGGUGUCUGGGACUCGCUGUUCCGGCUGGACUCUUUGUUCCGAACCUCGUGGCCGGGGCUUCCUUUGGCAGACUGCUGGGCGAAAUAAUUUACCCACAUUUCAAGGAUGACUGGUGCAGGCCAGAGAAAAUGGCAUUCUGGGGAUCAGUAGCAGUGCUGAAUGGCAUCGUGAGAUACUAUUUGGCCCUAACCGCGGUCUUCGUGGAGUCCACUGACACUCUGAUCCUCGGGUUCCCCAUCAUGAUCAUUUUGUUCGUUUCAAAAUGGGUCGGAGAUAAGUUCACCAUCAACAUUUACACCGAACACCUGAAACAUCAAGGACUUCCGUUGUUGCCCGAAGAGCCGCCAGUUUUCUGCGAUGGCAUUCUGGCCAAGGAAGUAAUGAGCACUCCAGUGCUGUGUUUGCACAGGAAAGAAAGGGUGGCCAAUGUUUACACUGCUUUGACAAAUACUCGGCACAAAGUCUUUCCGAUUGUGGACGGAUAUCUCGAUGACUGGGAUUUGACAGGAUCGGAACUGGGCAUGACCAUAGAUUGUGAGCACUUCAUGAUGAAGCACCCUUUCUUCGUUACUCCCGACCAUCCCAUUUCGAAGGUCUACAGAUUGAUUACAGGAGCAGGCUUGAGGCAUAUUGUUGUGCUCGACCACGAUUUCCAGGUCAGAGGCAUCGUCAGCAGAUGUGACCUCGCUAGGUACCAAGAAUGGCACUUUUGGGGAAAUUACGGUCUCCACAAGGUUCCAGCAAUUUCUUCUUGAACUAAUGUCGCAGGAAAAGCUCUCCACUUUGAAGCCAUGUUAGUUUAUUCAUGAAUUUCUCUUGAUUUUGUGAAUACUGCACGAUCUUAUGAAUAAAUGCGCUCGCUGUCAUUGGAUAUUGUAAUCACGAAGUACAAAA
Notodromas monacha is the source of this 982-nucleotide messenger RNA. Lineage: Eukaryota; Metazoa; Arthropoda; Ostracoda; Podocopida; Cyprididae. The record is from the annotation of a GenBank genome assembly.